AUGGCCUCUUCAGCGACCCCCGACGACGCGGGCCUCGUCCUCGCCCACCCGAACGACGACGAGCAGGUCCGCACAUGGACGCACACGCAUCCGUCCUGGGGCCCGUCCUACCCGCUCGACGUCUACCUCGCGCGCGAGCGGGAGCUCCUCACCGUACCCCUGGCCCGCGACGGCGGCAUCAGGCAAUGGAUCCUGACCACGCCGUCACCCGCAUCCGCCUCUGCCACCGGCGGGACCAGCAGUGAAAGCAGCAGCAGCAACAACAACCGCCCCGUCCUCUCCUCGUGUGAGACCCUGCGCAAGCGCGCCCUCGUCCGCAGCCCCGGCCAGCCCACCGUCCGCGACGUCCACGCCCACGGCGUCGCCAGCGUCUUCACCUACCCCGAGUUCCGCCGCAAGGGUUACGCCGCCCGCAUGCUCGACCAGCUCGGCAAGAAGCUCGCCGACGACGAGGCCCGCCAGCCCGGCGACGCGGCUUUCUCCGUACUCUUCUCGGACAUUGGCAAGAAGUUCUAUGCUGCGCUCGACUGGGCGCCCUUCGAAAGCUCUCACCUGACGUUGCCCGCUGCUGUGUCGGGCGAUGCUUCUGCUAGUGCCCGUGGCGAUGUGACGCCCAUCACGGACGAUAACCUGGAACUCCUAGUGGCCCUCGACGAGAAGCUCCUCCGCGAGCGCAUGGCCGCUGACGAUGACGCAAAUCCCACCACCAAAACGCGCGUCGCCAUCCUCCCGGACAUGGACCACAUGCGAUGGCACUUUGCCCGCGAGGCUUUCAUGUCGACACACCACCUCGGCCGCGCGCCCACCGUCCACGGCGCCGUGUACACCAGCCCCUCCAACGGCUCCCGCGUCUGGGCCAUCUGGGUGCGAGUCCACUCUGGCGGCACGAUGAACCCGGCCAAGAACGUGGUGUACAUCCAACGUUCUGUCGUCGAGAAUUCGAGCAUCUCGGACGCCGAGCUAUCACAGGCCUGGCGUGCCAUUCUUGAAGUUGCACGGGUGGAGGCCCGCGAGUGGAUGUGCUCUCGCGUCGACAUGUGGAACCCCGACGAGCGGACCAAACGCCUCAUCGUGCAGAUGGAGGACCUGAAGGCCCAGUACGUCGUCAGGGAAGAAGACAGCAUCACCAGCCUGCGGUGGUUCGGUGACGGUUCCGUCCAACGCGUCGAAUGGGUCGCAAACGAGCGCUACGAAUGGUGUUAG
Messenger RNA from Purpureocillium lilacinum, 1203 nucleotides. RefSeq lists its product as uncharacterized. NCBI's taxonomy places the organism in Eukaryota, Fungi, Ascomycota, Sordariomycetes, Hypocreales, Ophiocordycipitaceae. The record is from RefSeq and is a predicted model, not a curated record.